UUAAUAAUUAUUAAAAUAAGUAUCGAUCCACAUGGGCCGAGCCAAGCCCAGUAAGCUUUCCUUUCGUCAACGUCUUUUCAACAGUUUUUGAGCUUUGGUGCGUUCCCCAGCAAACAAACACGAAAUCCUACGUUCCGCGGAUCCAUUCGCACUGCUCCGAUCUCUCUCCAUCUGUAAUGGUGAGUUCUCAAUAGGAUACUCCAAAACCGUAGACGAAACAAAUAUUGGUGCGAGACAUGAACUAUCGAAGGGAGAAUCGUGCAUCGAGAACAUCUCUCUUUGACGGACUCGAUGGACUUGAGGAAGGUCGCUUGAGAGCCUCCUCUUCCUACUCUCAUGAUACCACCGAACGCGACAAUGACGAAGCCCUUGAAAGUCUUCAGGACAGAGUUUCGUUUCUCAAGAGAGUGACUGGAGACAUACAUGAGGAAGUUGAGAGUCAUAACCGCAUGCUUGACAAAGUGGGUAACAAAAUGGACUCGGCCAGGGGAAUAAUGUCAGGAACAAUCAACCGUUUCAAGUUGGUCUUUGAGAAGAAGUCGAAUCGAAAAACUUGCAAACUCAUUGGGUAUUUUGUGCUCCUGUUCUUGGUCAUGUAUUACCUUAUUAGACUAUUAAACUACAUCAAAGGGUGAACUUGGAUGCAAGAAGAAAGUAGAUUGUUUACAUCAAUACUCGUUUCGUUUCAUUUUUGGGUUUCUUCUGAUGAAUGAUUCAGGCAACAUUGAACUAGUCAAGGGACCCUUGUUAAAAACAAGGUCAAGAAAAGAGAUUGUUGUCAAGAGACUAGUGAACCGAAAGAAAAGGGUAGAUAGAGGCACGUUUUUUGCCCCAAGCACAAUUAUCUCAUUGCCAUUUCGUGUAAUAAUCUAGUAUAUCUUCUUUAUGAAUUCCCAACUAUUUGGAUCACCAACAAACAAGGCCUUGGAUCGUGUCAGCAACUUUGUCUACCAAAAGCUUAAUUGAUAUGUUUAAUUAUUAGAUUUGAUUC
Molecule: messenger RNA, 991 nt
Organism: Brassica rapa (field mustard)
Lineage: Eukaryota; Viridiplantae; Streptophyta; Magnoliopsida; Brassicales; Brassicaceae
Product: bet1-like SNARE 1-2
Source: RefSeq, a predicted model, not a curated record